Messenger RNA from Colius striatus (speckled mousebird), 4690 nucleotides. RefSeq names its product AT-rich interaction domain 5B (gene ARID5B). The record is from RefSeq and is a predicted model, not a curated record. The coding region runs from base 48 to 3584 and encodes 1178 amino acids. Gene Ontology annotation, biological process: regulation of transcription by RNA polymerase II. Lineage: Eukaryota; Metazoa; Chordata; Aves; Coliiformes; Coliidae. Gene Ontology annotation, molecular function: transcription cis-regulatory region binding. The transcript is spliced from 10 exons. Gene Ontology annotation, cellular component: nucleus.
GCCAACAAGUUUGGGAGAAUGUUGAGUUCAAUCACGCCGGAGCCGCGAUGGAGCGCAGCGCACUGCAGUGGGUCGGCGCCCCGUGCGGCUCGCACGGCCCCUACGUCUUCUACAGGGCGUUCCGCUUCCAGCGCCGCGGCGGCGGCCGGGCGCGGGUCCUCUCCCUCGGCGACUUCUUCUUCGUGCGGUGCCGAGCGGAGGAGCCCGCCUGCAUCGCGGAGCUGCAGCUGCUCUGGGAGGAGCGCACCAGCCGGCAACUUCUCUCCAGCGCCAAACUUUAUUUUCUCCCCGAGGACACCCCCCAGGGCAGGACCAGUGACCAUGGCGAGGUGGAUGAAGUUAUUGCUGUUUCAGAGAAAGUUACUGUGAAGCUUGAGGACUUGGCAAAAUGGGCACAGUCCGAUUUCUCCAAGUGGAAGUGUGGUUUCCGGGCUGAGCCUGUCAAGCCGAUGGAUGUGGGGAAGAAUGGGCAAAAGGAGGCCUUGACAAGAUACAGACAAUCCACGCUCAACAGCGGCUUGAACUUCAAAGACAUCCUGAAGGAAAAGGCUGACCUUGGUGAGGAUGAUGAAGAUUCAAACCUGCUAAUUCUCAGCUACCCACAGUACUGUCGAUAUCGUUCCAUGUUAAAGCGCAUUCAGGACAAGCCUUCUUCAAUACUAACAGACCAGUUUGUAUUAGCCCUGGGAGGCAUUGCAGUAACAAGCAAGAACCCCCAAAUCUUCUAUUGUCGGGAUACAUUUGAUCAUCCUACUCUAAUAGAAAAUGAAAGUAUAUGUGAUGAGUUUGCGCCAAAUCUUAAAGGCAGACCGCGCAAAAAGAAGCCUUGCCCACAGAGAAGAGAUUCAUUAAACGGCAUUAAGGAUUCCAACAAUAAUUCUGAAAGCAAAGCUGUUGCCAAGGUAAAAUGUGAGGCUAAGUCAGCUUUGCCCAAACCCAAGAAUAACAACAGCAACUGUAAAAAAGGCUCAAGUGAGGAUAAAUCAAAGAUUGCCAUAGGUGAAGAAUGCAGAGCUGAUGAGCAGGCUUUCCUUGUGGCUCUUUAUAAAUAUAUGAAAGAAAGGAAAACACCAAUUGAACGAAUACCCUAUUUAGGUUUUAAGCAGAUUAACCUUUGGACUAUGUUUCAAGCUGCUCAAAAACUGGGAGGAUAUGAAACAAUAACAGCCCGUCGACAAUGGAAACAUAUUUAUGAUGAAUUAGGUGGUAACCCUGGAAGCACAAGUGCUGCUACAUGUACUCGCAGACAUUAUGAAAGAUUAAUCCUGCCAUAUGAAAGAUUUAUUAAAGGAGAAGAAGAUAAGCCACUGCCUCCAGUGAAACCUCGAAAACAGGAUAACAGUUCCCAGGAGGGUGAAGCGAAAACAAAAGUGUCUGGAACAAAACGCAUCAAAAAUGAAAACCAAAAGAGCAAGAAGGAAAAAGAUAAUGCACAGAAACCCCAAGAUGCAUCUGAGGUUUCAUCUGAACAAGAGAAGGAUCAAGACUCAUCAGACCAGAAAAAUUUCCUUGAACAUCCUACAGUGGGAGAGACAAAACAACCCAUGCAAGGACCACCAUCUCUUUUAUCAGAGACAGCUCGGCCACUGCCUCUGGAAAAGACAGACCUGACAGAAAACAGCACCAACGGCGAAAAGGCCAAGGAGGAGGUUCAGCACUCGUCCUCUUUCUCGAGUACAUCUGUACCCCAAGAAGAAGACACCGUGCUGGAUGCCACCGUCAUGAAACGGUUACACCCCCCGUCAGAUGCUGCAGAAGACACAAAGCCUGAACAAAGGCUGCACAAAGCUUUCGCUGACAGCUUAGAGAGUGAACCUCCAGAGAUGCCCUUCACAGCUUUCCCCGUCCAGAGCGACGUGGAAGAUGACAAAUUGCCAGAGAUGGCCGAUUACAUCGCCAACUGCACGGUGAAAGUGGACCAGCUGGGAAAUGAAGAUAUCCACAACGCUCUAAAGCAGACACCCAAAGUGCUGGUGGUCCAGAACUUCGACAUGUUCAAGGAGAAGGAGCUGCCCGGGUCCAUGAACGAUGACUCCACUUUCGGUUACACGCCGCUGCUCUACUCCAAGGGUAAUCCGGGCAUCAUGUCACCGCUGGCAAAGAAGAAGCUGCUGUCGCAGGUCAGUGGGACGACCCUGUCGUGCAGCUAUCCUUAUGGCUCCCCUCCACCUUUGAUCAGCAAAAAGAAGCUGAGCGGCAGAGACGAGCUUUCCUCAAGCAUGUCGCAAGGACCCCACGGCCCUCAUUCCGAUCCCGUAGCAAUUAAUAGGCCCUCAGUCAUACAGCAUGUACAGAGUUUUAAAAGCAAGGAAGAAAGGAAGUCGAUUAAUGACGUUUUCAAACACGACAUGCUAAGUAAACCGGAUCCUCAGCGCUGUGAUUUUUCUAAACAUCACCUCAGUUCUCUCUCCGAGUCGUACGUACCCAAGACGGAUAUCCAGGACUGCAAAGACAAAAUGAGUGAGAAAAGGGCACUGCAGCACUCCCAUGUGCCCGCUUUCUUGGCAGAUUUUUACUCGUCACCUCAUCUGCACAGCCUUUAUAGGCACACAGAACACCACCUUAAUAAUGAGCAGACAUCAAAGUACCUCCCCCGGGACAUGUUCAGAGAGUCUGAAAAUAUUUCUACUUUUACUCCACACAAACACCACGAAAAGCUACAUUUAAAUUACCGCCCGUCUUUGCAUCAGCAAGAAAAAAAAGCGGCAGUGGAGGCCUCUUCAGAUGAUCAGCCAACAGAUUUGAGUCUUCCAAAGAGCGUACACAAACAGACUGCAAAGGCUCCGGGCUCCAGCCUCCCUCAUGCAUCCAUGGCCCAGCAGGAGGGCAAAGGCAUCUCCCCGUUCCAGGCUGCCAGCAGCCUAGAUUGCAACCCCAAAGCCUGCCGCGUGUCGCCCAUGGCCAUGGCGGCCCCGAGGAAGCACGGAGAGUUGCUCCACCGGCCUGGGAAGCAGCAGGCCCAGAGGCUGGAGAAUCUGAGGAAGAUGGAGGGGAUGGUGCAUCCUAUCAUCAGCCGCAGAACGAGCCCUCAAAACGUGGGGGCUGCCCGGCCCUUGAAACGGAGCCUGGAGGAUUUGGACAAAGUCAUUUCUGAAAAAAAGAUCCGAGCCGUCUCUCCUCUGCACUUACCAAAGGAGACCCCGGCAAAAGACAAGGUUCCUGACCCAGAGGGGGAAGGCAGCAAGCCGGUGCACGGCCUCCAUUCUGGCAGCAUGCUGGAAAGCCACAAAUUUCCCCUCUCGGCCCCCAUCUUCCCAGGCUUGUACCCGGGGAGCCUGUGCACGGGGCUGAGCAAUCGUCUCCCACCCGGGUAUUCUCAUCCCCUGCAGUACUUGAAAAAUCAGACCGUGCUGUCCCCACUAAUGCAGCCUUUGGCUCUUCACUCCUUCAUGGUGCAGAGACAGUUCCUCACGUCCCCUGCAAACUCUCAGCAACUGUACAGACACUUAGCUGCAGCAACACCUGUAGGAAGUUCCUACGGUGACCUUUUGCAUAACAGCAUUUAUCCUUUAGCUGCUAUAAACCCUCAAGCCGCGUUCCCACCUUCCCAGCUGUCCUCUGUACAUCCCAGCACAAAACUGUAAAACCCCCUCGCUCACAGAAAGCAAAAGGUCUGAGGAGAAAGGUUGAGUCAGCGACAUUCCUCCCCCUGUGACGAUGUCUCGCGGAUUGAGCCACCUGCAUCUGUGUCGACCAGGCUGCAGUCGGAUCUCGCCUCGAGGAGCGCUUCAGAGCGUGGUGGAGACAGGACUGCUGCUUUAAUUCUGGCUCCCACAUCGGCCCCCUCACCCCUUAUCCCCUCCCCUGCGAAAAAGAAAACCAAACACCAAAAAAAAAAAAAGAAAAAGGAAAAAAAAAGAAAGAAAAAACCCCAUUGGAUGUUGCAUAUGUGUUUUCUUAAAGGACUUGUAUAUGGUAAGAGUCAAUGUUCAAAGGGAGCCAUGGAAAUGCAGGCCCAGUCCUGAGCUGGCUGAAACCCCAGGUGAGGGCUGCGUUGGCCUCUCACUGAGCCGAGGAGCAGAGGCCGUGCGUGGUUGCAGACGAGUCGAGGGCUCGAGGUGAACUCGGGACGGAGGAGUGGGCCGAGAGUCGUACAAUCAGUGGAUGUGCUCUUUUUGGUUUUUUUGGGGUAGCUUUUCCUGACUUUUAAAGAUUCAAUCAAUGCAAUGUAUAGUACAACGGCAAUAGAUUUUUUUCAUUGUAACACUAUUAGAACAGAAGGGUAAACACUGUUUAAUUUGACUGUACAUAUCCACUUCGUAACCUACCGGUGUCACAUUUGGUCACAGUAAUUUAUAUAGUUUUGUUUGUCCAGUAUAUUCUGUGCUCUUUAUGUUUGGUCUUUUUUUUUGUUUGUUUUGGGUUUCUUUCCUUUUUUUUUUAAAUUAAACAGUAUCAUUUUAUCUGCAACUUUUUUUAAGGCUGUGGCUGUCCUAAUUUGGGGGUUGGGUUUUUUUUCUUUUUAAAAAACGUGUUUGUAAUUUUUUCCAGUUUCUUCAUAUUUUUGAGCAGCGUUUUUGUUUCUUUUUUUGUGGUAACGUUUACUGUUUACAAACUGAAGCAACUGGUUCAGAUUAAUCUUAAUGGUUAUAAACAUACUGUAGGUGAUGUUACAGUGCAAGGAUGCAAACAAGGUUCCUUUCCCCGCAGUUCUCCCCACCUCCCACCCCCCGCGAGGUGCUGAGCACCU